UGCAAUGUUUUCCUUAUCGCCAUUGGAUUUCCUCUCCGCCGCUCAAAGCUGCUGCUACUGCGUCUCCAGGCGCUUCCUGCACCGACUCACAGUUUUCAAGGCAAGCGACUGUAUAUCGCUGUGAGAGGGGAUACAAGAUGAGGAACAGAAAUCUUUGGGAAGGAACGUGAGGAUUUACUCAAGGAUAUUACCAUGACAUGAAAUAAGGACCUCCCCUGGAACUGUCUUCUUGUUUGUCUUUUGUUUCUGUUUUUAUUUUUUCGUUGUCUGGUCUCCACCUGUCUUACCUAGUAAUCCCCUGUCUAUGUGUGGAGACCAGGUAAUGAAGUAGUGUUUUAGUAUUUGUCUGGAUGAAAUGUUGGUGUAUCACACUACUGUAUAGGGGUCUGGCCUUGUCGCUCUUCUUGUCUGCCUCCUAUAUGUCACUGAGAUUAAAGAUAGCAAUAGAGGUAUCAAAGGUCUUGAAAAAGACUGCACUUAUCAUAUCUUUGUGGCAUUUAUGACAUUUCGGGCCGCACUUACCAUACAGCAUUAUUUUAAUUUAAUUUUUGUUGCCUCCUUGUCUAAACAAGGUGUGUUUGUCUUACUCAUUUGUAUUCUUUCCUCAGCAACUAAGAUUCAGUUUUGUCCUUUUAUGUAAUUAUUUAAAGAUUUAUCUUUAAUGUGUUCUUUAAGUAGCUGCUCAGCUGCCUUAUGUUUUUAUCACAAUAGGUGGCUUUAAGUUGUAAUGUAAACUCUUUUGUACUUAUGCAAUCUUUGUGAAGAACAUUUUUGUUUAAAUGACUGAUCUUGUCAUAGAAAAUAUACAUGUUUAAGUCCUGUUGUCUUUGAAUAUAUUGAAGUAUCCAUUUUUUCACUGGCAGUAAAGUGUAGAAGCUGACAGCUCUUUAGAUCAAACUGAUAGGAGCUUUCUAACUGUGACACAAAGACUGGUUUUUGGCAGUUUCUAUCUUCACUGGAUAAAUACUCAAAACAGAAGAACCUUUAAACUGGAAGAAGUUUUUUUCUUUCAAAUGAAGAAAUACUUCUUAAAUUGACAGGUGGGAAUAGAAACUCAGGCCUGUUUUUUUUUUUUUUUGUUUUUUUUGACUCUUGAAUUCAAGCACUGAAGAGGGAGAAUGAUGCUGAGGAGAUUUCAGGGAUAAAGUUCUCAUAUUCAGAUACAUUUUGAUUUUCCCUGCAAAUCUUGCUGGACUGGAAUUUGCUGCCAAAUUCUUGAAGUUACUUGUUAGACUGACUUUUUCCUGACAAACUGCAUCCACCAGCAGUUAGGAUGCGAUCUCCAGAACCGUUUUCACCUUCUACGUCAGAGGCCCUCCUUCAUGGCCAGUUUGCCAGCUGGGGAUCCGGCAGCAACAGCAACAAUAACAGCUGCCCCAACAGCCCUGGUGGUCCAGGUGGACUCUCCCCUGCUGCCUCCCCUACUCCGUCUUCGGCCUCCAACUAUGCCUUGACCCUCACCCACACGCACAUACAUAUCCAGCGUCUGUCACCGCGGCCGGGGAAGGAAACCCGUCUUCUGCUGCCUUUGUCAGAGCUAGUGGGAUGCAGCUGUCCUCGCGCUCCUGCGCCUCCUCUCCUGGUGCUGUACUGGUACCCCCCUGGCAAACGACGGAAAGGGGUGUCCCGGCGCAGGCAGGUGAGGGCCUACUUGGCAGAAAGCAGGACUGAAGCUGAGAGGUGGUCGGCUGCCGUGCAGUGUCUACUCAGAGAUGUGACCGUCACUGCUGACACAGAAUUUUCAAGAAGUCUGCUACCUCGUCCCAGGCGACUACUGUUAUUGGUCAAUCCUUUCAGUGGGAGAGGCCAGGCAAUGCAGUGGUGUCAGACCCACAUCCUGCCGAUGAUCAGAGAGGCCAACAUCAGCUAUAACCUUAUACAGACAGAGCGUCAGAACCAUGCCCGGGAGCUGAUCAGAGAGAUACCGCUCUCAGAGUGGGAUGGCAUCGUCAUUGUCUCUGGAGAUGGCCUGCUGCAUGAGGUAAUUAAUGGGCUGAUGGAGCGUCCUGACUGGGAACAAGCAAUAAAAACACCUGUUGGCAUUCUGCCCUGUGGCUCCGGGAAUGCACUAGCUGGCUCCAUCAACCACAAUGCAGGGUAUGACAUGUGCCUUCGGGAGCCCCUCCUUUUGAACUGCUGCUUUUUGCUCUGCCGAGGUGGUAUCCGACCCAUGGACGUGGUCUCUGUGACGACAAGCCCUCCUCCAUCCAACAACAAUCGUGCUGCAGCACCCAGGAAACUGUUCUCUUUCCUCUCUGUUGCCUGGGGCUUUGUGUCCGAUGUGGACAUUGAAAGUGAAAGGUAUCGUGGCCUGGGCUCAGCUCGCUUCACCCUGGGCACCCUUGUGCGUAUAGCUUCUCUUCGAUCCUACAAGGGUCGUCUGUCCUACCUGCCUCCUUCUGUUUGCACCGGAUCACCAGAUGCUACACCUCCUCCACCAAGAAGACCCCUCUCCCGUAGUAUCACAGAAGGCUUGGAGGGUUUCUGCCGAGUGCCCAUCCAUCGCACCUGCUCUGAUAUGGGCAUCAGCGAACAGAGGAGCCUGCGUAGGGGUGAGGGAGAGAGGGAAAAAGAGGAGAGGCAGAGAGAAAGGGAGAGGAGAAGGGAGAGAGCUAGGGGAGGAGGAACUGGCGUGGUGAGGGCAAGCAGUCUGGCAGAGGACAGAGAGAGAGAACGGGAGGGGGAGGUGGAGAUGGAAGCAGAAGAGGAGAGGUCAGGGACAUGUUCAGAGCGGUCGGGAACAAGUUCAGAAUCGAAUGAAAGGGAUGAAUGCAGUAUGGGAGGGGUAGAAAGGCUGGCAGGGAUCAAGGAUGAAAGGGAAGACGAGGAAAGAGUGGAGAAUGACCCCGAUGAGGUGGAGGACAAGGAUAGGGAAGGCGGUGGGGGUUCUGUUGAGGCGGAGAGAGCACUGCAUGCAAGCGAGCCGGGAGAAAGCUGUGGGGUUGACAUGGGGCGAGAGGCAGAUGAAGAGCCACAGGGUGGUUUCACUUACCGAGAUAAUCUUCAAAAAAGAAAGAAUUCUGCCCCUUCCAGUCAGAUAGUCAGUGCACUCUUUAACCAGCCUCUCAGUCAGGAGGCAGACACAGACUCUGGCCCCUCAUAUGGGGUAGAGGACGUGGAUCUGAAUGGAACCUACUACCAGAAGGAGCCCUACCCACUGGACGUUGCUCGUGAGCGAGCUCUCACCAUUUCCUCUCCCUUUCGUCACUCUCCCUUCUCUUACAAGCCCAAGACUCUGGACCAAAACCAGAAUGCAUCCCGGCCAAGGCCCCUCUCCCUCCUCCAGCACUCCCACUCAAACUCCCUCCCCCCUAAACUCCCCUCCUUGUCCCUGUCUCUUUCUCCCACACCCCCAUCUUCCCCUUCAUGUGCCUCUCCACACUCCUCAUCCUACCUUGUCCCUCGUCCAAACACCCCAAAUUCCACCUCACCCUCACCCUCUCUACGCACACCGUCCUCAUCUUUUAGCUUUGACAUUGCCGAGCCAGCAGGACCCCAAAAGAACCGUCCUUUCUCUCUGCCUUUAAAUCUCCCUAAGGAUGACUUGUUACCCCCCCUUGACCAACCCCUUCCCACCAGAGACUGGGUCACCAUUGAAGGGGACUUUGUCCUUGUCCUGGCCCUUUAUCAGACCCACCUUGGGGCUGAUCUUUUUGCUGCGCCCCAGGCCAGGUUUGACGAUGGGCUUAUCCACCUGACCUUUGUGCGGGCAGGGAUCUCCAGAGCCACUCUGCUGAGACUGUUCUUUGCCAUGGAAAGAGGAACCCACCACUCGGUCAGCUCGCCCUAUGUGAGCCAUGUAACCUGCAGGGCCUUCCGGCUGCAGCCUCUGUCCACACGGGGGACGCUCACUGUGGAUGGAGAACUGGUGCCCUAUGGGCCACUUCAAGCGCAGAUUCAUCCUGCCAUGGCUCGUCUCAUCGUUGGCGACUCUGGGGUGAAGAUUACCAGAUUCUAAUCAGGGAUUGGUUUAACUGAUUCAGCACUCUACUGAAUUAUGUAAUCUCUGUUUUCAUCUAUACUCUUAAAUAGAGCGGGGGGUAUCUGAGAGACUGAAAAUAGCCUGGAUUGCAGAAACUGCUUUUCUAGGGUUUAAUGAAAGGGAUAACCCACCAAGCCACACAUCAUUGGAGCACGAAUGCAGGGAUUAAUAGUGAAUUUGAAAAUGGAUGAAAAAUGCGCCUCAUUGCACAGCUGUUGGAUUACGCUACGCGUACCCUGAGAAGCAUGAAAACUGCACAGCCUGGGAUAGUAAGAGGGAAGAACAAUCGAAUGUUAUGGGUUUUUUUUUGUUUUUCUUUGUUUGUUUUUCAGAUAGUGCAUGUGUUGGAUGUAUACAUAGUAGUAUGCAUGCAGAGAAGCACUACCUGAUUGUUGCCUUUCAAUGAGAUGAAAAGAAGUCAGAUUAAAUUCACAGAAAGUGGUUCUUAACCGUAAAAUGCUACGAAAACACACAGAGAUUCACUUGGGCCAACAUCCCGUUAAAACUGGUAUAUAAAAGUCUGAAAACGUCAGUCGCUGAUAGGAAUGCCUUAUCUGACACUGGACGGUAUAGUUGUACCUUUGUCCUUCCUUACGUUCAUAAGAAACCCAAAUCUCUGUCCACUUAUCAGAGUGUCCGUCCAUGCAUAAAUACAACACCCACCUACUUACAGUUAUUUUUGAGCACACUACUCUCUUCCUUGUUUUAAGCAUCAGUGGAGAAAAAUGUGGAUAAAUGUACACUAUACUGAUCAUUCUGUUCAUGCGCAGCAACUCAGUGUAGCGCAGCACAUUACUGGGAGCAAUGGGACCGUUGGACGGUGACCAUUACUGACAAAUUUACAUAAUCUGCUUGUUUUUCUUAGUCAGUGAUAUGAGACUUUUUCACCAUAUUGGACAUAAAAAUAUCUGAACAAAAUGAGCUUCAUUGUCAGUGGUUUUAGGCUUUUCAUUUUCAAGAUUUUUUGUAAAAUCACAUGCAUUAACAGCACUGUUUUAUGUCAAAAUAUAUAUCACUGUAUCUGAGUAAACAUCUUUGGAAGUGGAGAGGACUUUACGUGCCUCUGUUAAAAAGUAAGCCGUGCAUUGAUUUAGCACAGUAAAAGAGUGUAAGCAGUACAGAAAAUCACAAGACUAGAUUGUGUAUUUAGAUUCAUUUAAUGCAGAAUCAGUUAUGAUGUUUUGGCCUAGAAAUGGAUGCACUAGUGUUAAUAGCUUAAUCCAGAUACUAUGAUAAAUGGAUCACAUUACAUUCCUAGCCUGAAAGGAAUUAAAAUGUCUCUGUCUGAACACUCAUACCUUUUAAAAUGUAGGACUGACUGAUUACAAAACCAUAUAGAAACUGCUGUAGAGACAAACUAGGGCACAACACUAAAACCCAGCAACUUUUGUGUUGUCAGGUCAGACCUGUGUUCUGGAAAUAAAUCAGAUGGACGGAAAACAACUUUGACUGAGAAAUUAUUCGGCAGCCAAAGCCAAUCUGUUGAAGUAACUGACUGGGUCUUAUAUUUAAUAUAUCCUGAGUACUUCCAAAUGAUGAUGUGCUCCUUAUUGAAAUCAAACAGCAGAGCUGGGAGCCCUACUAAAUAUUCUUGUGUUUUUUUUUUAAUGUCAUAUUAAAACCUGCUGAUCUGCUUGGUAUUCACAGAGGAUAAAUGAUUAGCAUGUGAAGUGUAUCAAUCAUUUCAAUCAUGUGGCGAUUGCUCGCAUCAUCGUCAUCAUAUUGUCUUGGUCGUGCCUGGACAAAUUAAUGCCUUUGUAUAAUAAGCCUGUAUAUUUUGGCUGUCGAUUGUGAACUGUUGAAACCUAUCUGCAGAAAAUGGAGUAAAACUCUUUGCCCAACAGGAUGUUAUUUUCUUCUUUCAAUUUUGUUUACCUUUUGAGCAUACAGUGCAGCAGUACUUUCACAAUUACACUGUGCUUACACAGCUGCAGAAUGUGAAUACAGCAUUUCCAUCUAUGCUUGUAGCACCAUCAAAUACAGGAAUCCAUAUACACUUUGAAUGGAGUUUUGCCAGUAUGUUUACUCUUGAAGUGUAAGAGACUAAUUAUGAUAGUUUACCUUCCUAAACAUUUUGUCGUCCGUUACCAUAAUUAGCACCACAAUGUUAUAGACCAAUUUGAUAUGACAAUGUCGAGGUAUAGCCCUUCAAUUGAUAAUGCCAUUAAGAUGUCUGUAGUGAACUGCCUGUAAUGAAAUUGUAAUUAUUACUAAAAUGAUGAAAAUAUAUACAUAUACAAUGUACAGAUGAUAGUUACAUAUGGUUUUGAAUAAAUGGAACUUGAUAA
This is a messenger RNA of Scatophagus argus, 6270 nucleotides long. It is a transcript of the gene sphk2, whose product is annotated as sphingosine kinase 2. Lineage: Eukaryota; Metazoa; Chordata; Actinopteri; Scatophagidae. The record is from RefSeq and is a predicted model, not a curated record. Bases 1274 to 3958 code for a protein of 894 amino acids. Gene Ontology annotation, cellular component: membrane; cytoplasm; intracellular membrane-bounded organelle. The transcript is spliced from 8 exons. Gene Ontology annotation, biological process: sphinganine-1-phosphate biosynthetic process; positive regulation of apoptotic process; sphingosine biosynthetic process.